AUGAGUCUCAACAAUGGUGGACAGCUCUUUGAGCCCGGCCUCCCCUUCCAUUCCCGCUACCUUCGCUCCCGGAUCCCUCUGGUCCCGGUCCCCUUGAAGCCCCAUACCUCCUUCCCGGUUACGCGAGCCCCCCCGCCUUCUUUAGACCCCCCCAGUCCAGCCCUAUCACUUUUACCUCUACCAAGCCCUCCCAGCCAAUCCGCUGGCUCUUCUUCGAUCGCCCCAACCCCACCUACCCUCGCCCUCUCAGUUCCCGGGGGCCCUCACUCUUCCCAUCUCUUUAUCUCAAAUCACUCUAAGGGUUGCAGGGCGCUUCGGCUCUCCUCCCAGCGCUCUCACUUUUCCUCCGCGGGCCCCGUGCUCUGCCAGCCCGCGCCUUCGCGUCUCCCCCCACACACCUGCCUCCCCUCGCACCCCUCCGGCCCCUCCACCUGCUACAGUCCCCGCUCCCGCGCGACGGAGGGAGCCGGGCCCCACGCGGCUUACCUGUGCGGGGCGCUCCGGGUCCGCCGGUGGGGGUGGCGGCGACUACUCAGGCCCCGGCGGAGCAGCUGCGUCUCGGACUCCUCCGCAGCCGGGGGCCACAGCCGGGGCGGGGCCCGCACCGGAAGCGGCGCCGCGGGGCCGCAGCCGCGAGCCCGGGGCGGGGUGGGGGCGGGGCCACAUUGGACAGGGGCGGGGCCUAAGGCCGGAAGCGGCCAAAAAGGGACCGAGGGGCGGGGUCAAGCGGAAGUGACUUCUAGGGACGGCCCCGCCCGAUCGAGUCGUUGGCGGAAGCGGACUGACGCUGGCGGAAGUUUCCGCCAAUGGGAAAGCGCGGACAUCGCGGGGUUCCGGUGCGAGGACUUCCGCGCGGAGUUGGAAAGAGCCGGUGGGCGUCCACUCUUAGCCUUUUUUCUAGUUGCGGGGUUUGGUGUGGCGCAGCGUCCGGUUGGGAGGAAGAGGACCAGUUGAAAGAACGUGAGCGUGAGAGUGUCUAACAAAAGACCAGAAACAGC
This is a messenger RNA of Lutra lutra (Eurasian river otter), 998 nucleotides long. Its product is annotated as translation initiation factor IF-2-like. Bases 1 to 954 code for a protein of 317 amino acids. NCBI's taxonomy places the organism in Eukaryota, Metazoa, Chordata, Mammalia, Carnivora, Mustelidae. The record is from RefSeq and is a predicted model, not a curated record. The transcript has 3 exons.